Sphaeroforma arctica JP610 is the source of this 351-nucleotide messenger RNA. RefSeq lists its product as hypothetical. Lineage: Eukaryota; Ichthyosporea; Ichthyophonida. The record is from RefSeq and is a predicted model, not a curated record. The coding region runs from base 13 to 351 and encodes 112 amino acids. The transcript has a single exon.
GGGGCUGAGCCGAUGAGGCCGAGCGGCGAGGGGGGUAUUCUCUCUAUCAAUGACAUAAAUACACACUCACAAAGUCACAGUCACAGUCAGUCACAGUCUCACAGACCAUACUCGCCAGUCACUCACCAGUCACUCACCAGUCACCAGUCACCAGUCACUCACCAGUCACCAGUCACCAGUCACUCACCAGUCACCAGUCACCAGUCACCACUCACACCAGUCACCAGUCACCAGUCAUCAGUCACCAGUCACCAGUCACUCACCAGUCACCAGUCACCAGUCACCACUCACACCAGUCACCAGUCACCAGUGACCAGUCACCAGUCACCAGUCACCAGUUCACCCAAGUAA